AUGUUAGACUAUUUGAAAUUAAAACAAGUUAGUGGUUUUAAAAUAGAAACUAUUAUUAGAUUAAGUCGAUUUGUUAUGCAAAAUAAUUAUUUUUCUUAUGAUGGCCAGUUUUAUCAUCAAAUCCGAGAAGGAGCAAUGGGUUCUCCUCUUACUCUAACUAUUGGUAAUUGUUAUAUAUUCUUUUAUGAAAAACAAAUAAUUAAACAAAUUAGCAAUAUUAAUGGAUUAUAUUUUAGAUAUAUUGAUGAUAUAUUUGUAGCAAUUAAUUGGCCUUUUCGACAUUUACUUAAACAAAUCGACAGAUGGAAUAAAUUUGACGAAAAUAUUAAAUUAUCAGAAAGUAUCGGUAUAACAGGUGAUUUUCUUGAUUUACAUAUAGGAAAUCAAGAUGGUCAAUUAAUUACUAAGGUUUAUCAAAAGCCAUCUUAUGAACCAUAUUAUUUACCGUUUAAUAGCAUUCAUCCAUUACAUAUGAAAAAGAAUAUAAUAUUUACUAUAUUACUUCGUGCUAUUAGAUAUUGUUCAACAUUUCAAGAUUAUCUGAAUGAACGUGAAAAAUUAAGAAUGGCAUUGUUAUUAAAUAAAUAUCCAAAUAAAUUUAUAGAUGAACAAUUUAAUAAUAUAUUGUCAAAAUUGAAUAUUAUUCAACCAUUAACUUGUAGUAAUUAUGCUGAUUAUCGUCAGAGAGUUAUAGAUUCUCCAAUAAAAGAAAUAGUACCAGUUGAUUAUGGAAAGACAAUAUCCGUACAUUUUACAUAUUGUUCAAGUAUGAGAACAUUUCCAAUUAAAAUUUUAUGCUCUUUGGAACAAAUAUUUUGGCGAAUCUCCGAUUAA
Molecule: messenger RNA, 834 nt
Organism: Rotaria sordida
Lineage: Eukaryota; Metazoa; Rotifera; Eurotatoria; Philodinida; Philodinidae
Source: the annotation of a GenBank genome assembly